CAGAAUGGCACAGUUCAAGCGCCAGAAGCCCCUGCGAACCAGCAGCCUUCAGGGAGCCCGAUCCUUUUCAGGAACACAGCCGGCCUCUCUCCUGGGGCCUGCGCCGGGCCUAUUAAAUCCUCCUAUUUCAGCGGAUAUCAUUCAAGCAGCACGUCAUCUUCAGGGAGGAGAGAAGCAGCGCGUUUUUACCGGCAUUGUCACCAGCCUUCACGAUUAUUUUGGCGUGGUGGAUGAUGAAGUUUUUUUCCAGUUAAGCGUUGUUAAAGGCCGGAUUCCACAGAUUGGUGAGAAAGUGCUGGUGAAAGCUGUUUACAACCCCAGUCAGUCCGUGCCCUGGAAUGCUUUGAAGGUCCAGACAUUGUCAAAUCAGCCUCUUCUGAAGCCCCCCACUCCUCUGCUCCAUGUAGCUUCUUUGGGACAGAAGCAAGGCAUUUUGGGAGCUCAGCCUCAGCUGCUCUUCCAGCCACACAGGAUCCCACCUCUCUUUCCCCAGAAACCAAUGAGCCUCUUCCAGACAUCUCCAUCACUCCACUUGGGCCACCUUGGGAGAUACGCUGGUCGAGGUCCGAAAGGCAGGCAGGAGUCAGGCAGAUGGGAUGACUUUGACUCCAAGAAGAGAAAGCAGAAGGGUAACGAGCCCUGGGGGGUGAAGAAGCCUCGUCACGAGCCACCCCAGUACCGAGUCCAGUUGGCUUGCUAUACUGUGAACAGCCCCUUCUGCGAUGCCAUGGAAAUCUUGAGGCGCUACUGCAGCAUCCAGCUGCCCAAAGAAUUCUAUGACGUCCGCCUCUGCUGGUUGGACACCUUCCCUCUGAGCCAGCCAUUGACUCUGAAGCAUCCUAGUCGUAUCCAAGUGACCGGUCCUGCUGAAGAAUCGUCUCAGACUGAAGAGGAUACAAGGCAGGAGGCUGAGCCGGAGGACGCAAAUCCUGCAUUCAGUGCCAAGGUUCUGCUGCUUGCUUCUCCCGGCAUCGAAGAAUUCUACCGCAAUUGUCUGCUUUAUAUCGAGGAGCCCAGUGAUCAGAGGGAGAUCCCUGAACAUCCCACAAAGCAAAUUAAGUUCCUGCUGGAAAAGAAGGCCGAUGAGCUGGUGCUCCUGGGAGGAGAGUGGUCCCCCUCUCUGGAUGGUCCUGACCCAGCUACGAGCCCCACGGUCCUGAUCCGCACAGCCGUUCGUUGCGUCAAAGCCCAGAUUGGCUUGGAUUUGAGCACCUGCACGAAGUGGUACCGGUUUGCUGAGUUCAGAUACCUGCGUGAGGGAAAUCCAUCUUGCCAGGAGCAGACCGUGGUUUUCUUGCCCGAUCUUUGGAGCCUGAUGCCAUCUCUGGAAGAGUGGGAGGCCUCGUGCAAGCAGAAAGCAGAAAAGGCCACGCCGCCUUCGGAAGAAAAAAGUGAGGCGGUGGAAGAAACUGAACAAACCUCCGAACCAGGUCCGGAGCAAGAAAUGGAGUCCUGCGAGCAGGAAAUGGACUCGGCUGAACCGGUCCCGGAGCCCGCCCUGGAGACGUCGGCUUCUGAACCAGAGACCCCAACUCCUCCGCUGGAGCCAGCCAUAGUUGUUUGCUCUCAGCUGGCCCUGCAAAAUGGGCAGCCUAGUUGUACCAACGUCUCUCUUUACGCUUUGCUGGAGUACAGGAGGCAGCGGGAAAAGCUCUCCUUUGAGGUGGCAGUGGUGGCAGAGACUUUCCAGGAGAUGCUUCAGCGUGAUUUUGGCUACAAGCUUUAUAAAGCCCUGCUGGCCCUGCCAGAAAAGGAGGAGCCGCCAGAGGCCAAGAAUCCCGAGGCGGAAAAAGGGAUCAAAUCUGAAAAGGAGGCGGAGAACGAACUGAAGGAGGAACCUCAGGAGAAACCCGGAGCAGAAGAUACACCAGAGAGUAACCAGAAGGAAGUUCAAAAUUUUGUAUAUAACCGUAUCGGUUUCUCUUUGCUUUGGGGCACAGCCAUCACACUGUUCAUGUCCUUUUCAUUCGUGCAGAGAGAAGGGGCCGGGGAGGCUGAGAAGAAGCCCCUGAAUCAAGAUGGGGCCAAUUCGACCAAGGAAGAGAAGGUCAGCGGGAACGUCAAAGCAGAAGCCAAGGAUUCCACCAAUGACCUCUGUGAGCUGAGCAUGGAAGAUGACCUCUUGCUCCUAAGAGAGGAUGAAGAGGAGGAUUUUGGUGUCAAGCUGGAAGAUGCUGAAGUGAGAUCUGUCGCAUCCAACCAGUCAGAAAUUGAGAUUUCCUCCCUCCCUGAAAUGCCUAGAGAGCUGGACCCAAGUACUGUGCUGCCCUUGGAUGCCCUCCUUGCCUUCGUUUACUUUGACUUGAAUUUCUGUGGCUACCUGCAUAGGAAGGAUGUGGACAAGAUCCUCCUCACACUGGGGCUUCAUCUCUGCAAAGAGCAGGUGAAGCGCUUGGUGAACAGGGUGGUGACACAGUUUGUGUGCCGUUAUCGCAGCCUGCACUACAGCCGGCAGGAAGGGACGGAGGCAGGCCUUGAAGAGGAAGAGCUGUCAGGCAACCUCAAUCUCUUGCGCUCGUCGGCUUCUUUUACCAAAUCUACCCGAGAGACUCAGUCUACCAAUUUGAUUUCCUACAAUGGGGCUGUCCUUAAUGUCAGCAAACUACUGGAAAAGGCAGAGCAGACAGAAAACAGCCGGCUUUACCUGGAAAAUAAAAUCCAUACUCUGGAGCUAAAAUUGGAAGAGACGCAGCUCCGCUUCUCAUCAACGGAGGCUUCCAACAAAGCUUUGACAGUGGAAGUGCAGGAAUUACAGAAGCGCCUUACGGAGAUGGAGGAGCAAUCUAAAGUGUCCGAAAAGCAAAAAUCCCAUUUUCAAAGGCUGCUACAGGAGAAUAAGAAGCGCCUGGUUCCUUUGCAUCUGGAAAUCCAGAAGAUAAUUGAGAAGACCAAUAACUGCUUAGAGAAAAAGGAAGCUACGUCACCCUCCGUUUCCAGCAACUGAUACUCCCUUAGUGAAGAAAACCAUCUUGGCAGGGAAGAUCUGUACACCUUGGUUUGAUAUUUUGGGGCGGUGAGUUAAGCGGUUGGGGGUUAAUAAGCCUUUGGAACUGUCCACCUUUUUUUUGCCAACUCUGUGGAAAGGCUGCUGUUGGUUUCCAUCCUCGACCACCUUUCCCCCCAGGCUUGGGGGGGAAAAGGGCCACUAGUCCCGCAUGACUAGGCGCCCCAGUUCAUCUGCUGGAACCACCCUUCUUGUUUCAAGGAAUACCCCUUAGGUAGGCAUUUUUCACGGUCUAGUGUGCGAGCGGAGAAGCUCCAGGGUAGGUAAUUUUGGGCUGUUGGCCAACAGCAAGUUAGUUCCCUACGGAGAGCCGUGCAGGGACGGACGGUUUCAGAAGACCAGGCAUCGCUAGCCUCUUUGUGCUGCUGCAUGGAGACGUUUUUAAGCCCCCCUCCACUCCCUCUCCCCUCUGCCUCUAGCUUGAGGGGGUGGCCUUCUGCCUGUCUCGGGUGGGCCGGGCGGUGCCUUGGGGAAGACGGCAACGGCCUCCAUGCCAUCAGCAGGCUUUUCGCCCGUUGCCCCAGGCCAGCAGCUCCUGCCUCUGGUUUUCCUGGAUUGUGCGUUAAGGGUAGCUUGCGAGUUCUGUUCCGGGGCUGUGGCUUGGAGUGUGAAAACCGUACAUACUCGGUCCAGCAUUUUAGCCAUUUUAAGGGGGGGAA
Molecule: messenger RNA, 3663 nt
Organism: Protobothrops mucrosquamatus (brown spotted pit viper)
Lineage: Eukaryota; Metazoa; Chordata; Lepidosauria; Squamata; Viperidae
Gene: CCAR2
Product: cell cycle and apoptosis regulator 2
Exons: 21
Coding region: 5-2944 (979 amino acids)
Biological process (GO): regulation of DNA-templated transcription; RNA splicing
Cellular component (GO): nucleus; DBIRD complex
Molecular function (GO): RNA polymerase II complex binding
Source: RefSeq, a predicted model, not a curated record